Messenger RNA from Rotaria sp. Silwood2, 1062 nucleotides. The record is from the annotation of a GenBank genome assembly. NCBI's taxonomy places the organism in Eukaryota, Metazoa, Rotifera, Eurotatoria, Philodinida, Philodinidae.
AUGUUACAUAUAUUUUUCUUCGUUGUAUUUCUUGUAUCUUCAUCCAGUACACUACCUUUAAGUGAUUUCUUUCUAUUUGGAUCUGAAAAUGGUGAUUCAACGAUACCUCCAAGCAACACAAGUGUCGGUCCUUUACAUCUACCAUAUGUAUUUCCUUGUUUUGACAAUAAUUAUUAUGAAAUUUGGAUAAAUAGCAAUGGUUUAUUCUCUUUUCGUCGACCAAAUAAUUAUUUUUAUCCAAGACCACUUACUUCAUUGAAUGAUAGUUGUCUUGUGGCCGGAUUUUGGCAUGAAUAUAUUUGGAGUCAAGACAAUGAUACUGAUAAUGAAAUUUACUAUCAAAUUCAUAGUAAUACAUCGGUAUCAAAUUACACAGUGACAGUUUUUAAUAAAGCAAGUGAUUAUGUUCGAAAAUUCUUUCCUCAGCAACGCCCAUUCAAACCAAGAAUGGUAAUUACUGGCACUUGGUAUUCCAUUGGUAUCAGCACUAAUAAUACUAACACAUUGAAUAAUACCUUUCAAAUUGUAUUAUGUACAGAUGAAGAUCGUAGUUUUAUCUUUUUUCUUUAUCAUGAUAUUCAAUGGGCUAAUCCUUACAAUAGAUCGUAUUAUUAUACUGAAGCAGGGAUCCACAAUAGUGAUCGAAAUAAAUCUCAAGUGCUUCCGUAUUCAGGCACAGAAGAUACUGUAAAAUUAGUCGAUGAGAGUAAUGUUAAUGUACCUGGCUUAUUUACUUUUCGUGUUGAUGCAGACGAGAUCAAUGCAGGUGGUUGUAAUGAAAAUAUAACAAUGGUUUCCUUCCGUCCUCGCAUUAGUUCACAAUUUGGCUCUACAGCUCUCAAUAUUUAUGGUCCAUGUUUUACAAAUCAAACAAAAGUCAAAUGUCGAUUUGGUUCUUCACCGCAAAUUAUCGAUGGGUUUAUUAUUGAUGAAUUUCGAGUUAGUUGUCUUACACCAUUUGCUUCUGUGCAUGGACCGGUGCCAGUGAAUAUAUCCAUUGAUAAUGGACAAACAUUCAUUUCAGCUGGUACUUUUACAUAUGCUCCAUUACANCUACUUUAA